This is a messenger RNA of Closterium sp. Yama58-4, 801 nucleotides long. NCBI's taxonomy places the organism in Eukaryota, Viridiplantae, Streptophyta, Zygnematophyceae, Desmidiales, Closteriaceae. The record is from the annotation of a GenBank genome assembly.
AUGCCGGCUCUCGUUCGAUCAGUGGAUGGGCGGAGGGAGAUGGUGUGCGUGGAUGGGGGCAUGGUUGCCAAUAACCCUACUGUAGCAGCGUUCCUUCACAUAGUUGCCAACCCGUCCACCUUCAAACCUCCCGGAGAAAACAACAAGAACGGUGCAAGCAACAGUGCUAGCAUCAGGGGAAGCAACAAUACAAGCAUUGCCGCAAGCAACGGUGCAGGCAGUACCGACGUUGGGGAAACGAGAGGUGGGGGGAUCAAGGCAUCAUCUGCAGCACCGUGUGCUGCAGUUCAUGCCUCGUCUUCUGCACCUGUUGCUGCUUCAGAUAGCUUUUCACAGGCAGCGGCAGGGCGUGGGAAAAACUCACCUGCAGCAGCAAUGGUUGGUGCAGCAUCUGCUGAUGCGAGCUGUUUAUUAGCUGGAGAUAUUGAGGAGGCAGCAGAGGUGGGUGCGAGCCCGCUGCUUCAUAGUGCUUUGGGGGAGAGUAAAGAUGGGAAUGGGGCAGGGGUUGAGAGAGAGGCAAGGGAAGCAGGGGCAGGCAGCAGGGGUGCAGAAACAGGUGUGAGAAGUGGGGGAGGGGAAGCGGGAGCAGAAAGAAGAGGGGAGGGAGUAGCAGAAAGAAGGGGAGCGGAAGGAGGAGGGGAAGCAGCAGCAGGAACCGGAGGAGAGGAAGCAGCGGGAAGCAAUGAGCUGUAUGGGCAGCCUCUACCUCGACCUCGGUUGACGUUCCGAGACCUGGUGGUGCUGUCGCUGGGAGCAGGGGAGCACAUGCAGCGAUACUCGAUUGAUGAUGUCAAAAAGUGA